Rubroshorea leprosula is the source of this 1041-nucleotide messenger RNA. The record is from the annotation of a GenBank genome assembly. Lineage: Eukaryota; Viridiplantae; Streptophyta; Magnoliopsida; Malvales; Dipterocarpaceae.
ACCCCCCCAAGAACCUCUAAUUUCUCCCUCUCUCUCACCAUGAAAAGCUAAAAUCUUUGGAGAUCAAAUAGAACAGAAAGCUCAUGGCUUUUCUUCUGCCAAAUCUCUCACCUUCUCUCCUCCACCCCAAAUAUACCUCCAAAGAAAAACCAAUUCCCCAAUCCCUCCCUCAAACUCCAAAACUCAAACCUGAACCUCUAUCUGCUCUCUCCCUUGCCAGUGCCCAAUCCCCACCAAUCCUGCAGGACUCCCAGGUCAGCACACCCCCAGAUGCACCGGAUAAGAACCACCAUCACCAAAGAGACGAAUUCUAUGUUAAUCUUGGCCUAGCUGUGAGGACCCUCCGUGAUGAUAUGCCUAUGUUGUUCACCACAGACCUCAAUUAUGACAUUUAUAGGGAUGAUAUAACGUUUGCAGAUCCUUUGAAUACAUUUACUGGUAUUGAAAAUUACAAAUUAAUCUUCUGGGCAUUGAGAUUUCAUGGUAAGAUAUUGUUUAGGGAGAUUUCCCUUGAUGUAUACAGGAUUUGGCAGCCUUCAGAGAAUGUGAUAUUGAUCAGGUGGAACUUAAGGGGAGUCCCUAGAGUCCCAUGGGAAACCAAGGGGCAAUUUCAGGGCACUUCCAGGUAUAAAUUGGACAGAAAUGGCAAAAUUUAUGAACACAAGGUUGAUAAUCUAGCAUUCAACUUCCCUCAGCCGCUUAAACCUGCAGCCUCAGUGUUGGAUUUGGUUGCUGCCUGCCCUGCAAGCCCUAAUCCAACAUUUUUAUGGGGACCUGUAGAUAUGUACACUUCUCCCUGGGUGGAGUAUUAUCGAGCAGUUAGAGAGACACUGGAUCGACAAGGAUAUGUACUCGAGCAAGAUGGUUUGGUUGCUUGUUCAUAACUAAUAAACACAAUCCAUGUAGUAGUGCAUUACAUUUUGUAUGUAGAUAGGGAGGAGUGCUGGGAAUUUUCAGAGGUGGUUCCUGACUGAUACUGAGAAGAAGCGUGAGAAUAUUUUAUCAGCUCGUAUAUAGGUCAGAUAAAUGUAUGUAUAUAUA